This is a messenger RNA of Penicillium oxalicum, 117 nucleotides long. RefSeq lists its product as uncharacterized. Bases 1 to 117 code for a protein of 38 amino acids. Lineage: Eukaryota; Fungi; Ascomycota; Eurotiomycetes; Eurotiales; Aspergillaceae. The transcript has a single exon. The record is from RefSeq and is a predicted model, not a curated record.
AUGCUGUUCAUCAGAACGAGCUACCUGAGCUCAGAACGCGAACUUGUGAUUCUUGAUCUUAUUGUUCAACACAACCCCGUCUGUUUUGCUGUUGAUGUCAUCGUCACGAAGCUUUGA